This is a messenger RNA of Funneliformis geosporum, 421 nucleotides long. The record is from the annotation of a GenBank genome assembly. Lineage: Eukaryota; Fungi; Glomeromycota; Glomeromycetes; Glomerales; Glomeraceae.
AAAGGAAACAAACAUCUUUGAAAAAUCAGAAGAAAAAACUGACUCAUUAAAUAUUCAAGUUAAAAGUAAAGGAGACUCAAAAUUUCGUAAUAGUGGUAAAAUUUGUGCAGCAAAAAUAGAGACAUCAGGUUCAACUGGUAAUAUUAUUAGUCAUCUUGGACGAAAACAUAAAAUUUAUGAAUAUUCUAUACCUUUAAAGGCUACAUCAUCUUUAAAACAAAUUAAAAUUGAUCAUUAUACUAUUUUAUCAGAUUCGCUUUCACAAAUGACACAAGAUCAACAUAAAUAUUUGGAAACUCUUCUUUUUGAAUGGCUUAUUCUAGAUUUUCAACUACUUUAUCUUUUAAAAUCUCCUUCUUUUCGUAAAUUUAUCUAUGCAUUAAAUAAAAACUUUGAACUUUCAACUGAUAAAGAAUUUUGA